Messenger RNA from Lethenteron reissneri (Far Eastern brook lamprey), 4901 nucleotides. It is a transcript of the gene HLCS, whose product is annotated as holocarboxylase synthetase. The record is from RefSeq and is a predicted model, not a curated record. Gene Ontology annotation, cellular component: cytoplasm. Gene Ontology annotation, biological process: protein modification process. Gene Ontology annotation, molecular function: biotin--[biotin carboxyl-carrier protein] ligase activity. NCBI's taxonomy places the organism in Eukaryota, Metazoa, Chordata, Hyperoartia, Petromyzontiformes, Petromyzontidae.
CAAGAGGGCACCACCACCACCAGCACCAGCACCACCAGCACCACCCACAAGAGGGCACCACCACCACCAGCACCACCUCCACCACCCGCGGUGCAUGCGACCUGGGCCCUCUCUGGCCAUGAUCAUCGCGACCAGCACCACCAGCAGCACAGCCAGCGUCACCAGCAGCCGGCAACCACCCCCGCUAUGCUACUCACCGCCUGCUACGUCUACCUCUUCUUCAGGAUGCGACGUCUCGCUGCUGCUACUGCUGCUGCCUCCUCCUCCUCCUCGGCGUCGUCGUCGUCUCCCGAGGCAAUCCUCGUCGCCCUGCGUCGCUCCGUGGUCGACUCGGCGAGUCUCUCCCUCUCGUCUCGACCCGACUGCCCCACGCCGGGGGGACGCGGGCAGGGCCGCGUGUGCGAGCUCGUGCAGCCCAAGGUGCGCGUCGACGUGAGCGGGUGGAUCAGGACCGGCGCCCCGCGGGCCCGGGGCCCCGACCUCGUCACCUUCGUGGUCGAGGUUCGCUCCCCGUCGGCCGGGGCGGUCCCCGGCGGGGAGGCCCCGCAGGCCGGCGCGGCGGCACUGUGGUCCCGGUGCUGCGUGCCGCUGGCGCUGAGGCUCGGGGAGCCACGCCGCGUCCUCGCCGAAGCCACGGAAGAGGCCUUCGCGAGGCUGGGAGCGGCCUUCCUCACCGUCGGGCUCCAGCUCGACUCGGGGGAGGAGGCCCACUCGCUCAUCUCCGUGGACUUAGAGGGCUUCCUCUGCACUGAAGCGGGCCCUCCUAAAGUGCAACUCGAAAGCUCUGAAGAAGCUGUCGGGUGCCAAGUCUUGCACAGGCACAACCCAGCGUGUUCUGUUGGAACGAGACCAAAAGGCGACCCCGAGGUGACCUGUGAGGCUGAGGUCACCGCCACUCGACUGCCCAGAGCCCAGGGCGCGGCAGAGAUGGCCGGGCCGCUCGGCGAUGCGAGAGGCGCCGGCUGCCACGUGGGCGAGCCGCGUGUGGCGGCGGCGGCGGCGUCGACGGGGGAGGAGCCCGAGGAUGCCCGGCCCCUGCACCUGUCGAGCUGCUGCGAGUGCCUCGGGCUGGAGAGCAGCACCAUCGAGUCCGUGCGCUCCGCCUCCAUGGAGAACCUCGUGGAGCUCCCGCGAGACUGCGACAGCGACGACGACGACGACGACGACCAUCACGACUGCGAGCGGACCGCCAACACGGACCCCGAGCGCCAGGGCGCGCCCAGGGCGGACGGCCGGGAAGACCCGCGGGGCGGCCGGCAGAGCGGUUCGGAGGACGAGCGGCCGGACGAGCCGGGAAGCGAGGCGCGGGAGGGAACGCGAGCGCGGGGUCACGGGUCGUCGAACAAGCCGCCCAACGUGCUGGUUUACACCGGGCAGGACGGGCCCGACGCUGACCGCAGGUUCGUGCUCGCGUGCGCCGCCCUCCGCUCGGUGCUGCGCCCCGACCACUACACCGUCUACCGCCUGGAGGAGGCGCCGGCUCGGGCCCACCCGUGGCCCGAGCACACGCGGCUGCUGGUGCUGGCGUCGCCACGGCCGCUGCCCGAGGAGACGAGCGAGCGCUUCCUCGCGUACGCGGCCAGCGGCGGCGCCGUGCUGGCGCUCUGCUCGCGCGCUUCGUGCGGUGGCGUGGGCGUGCGGCGGGGAGGAGGAGGGCAGGAGGAGGAGGAGGGCGCACGCGUGGCGCAGCCAAUCAGGUUCCAGAGGGGCGGCGACAAGCCCGAUGUCAUCCUUAGCGCACCCACCGACGGGGUCAUCGUGGGGGUCGGAGGUGACGGCGCGGAGGUCACGGCCGCCCUGGAGGAUGCUGGGUGCGUGGAGGUCUGGGCUCGAUUGGCCGGGUCUGGAGGGGAAGCCGUGAUCGUCUACCAGGCCUACGGGGAGGAGGGCGGCGCCGUGGUGCUCUGCCAGGUCGACCUGACGGGCUCCCUGGCCGGAGUCGAGGGGGUCCUGGCGACAGACGGCGAAGCGCGCUGCAAAGUUCUCGCCGAGAUCCUGUGCCACCUGGGUUUGAACUGUGGGCCAGGCGACGCGCCCACCCUCACCCCGGCUAUACUGUGGGCCCUGGAGCCGCGCAUGAAGCGUUCCCUGCUGAGCGCCCUGGAGCCCCGGCUAAGCGAGUCCGGGGUGCUGGCAUCCCGCAGGGUCUCGCUCCGGUUCGUGCGCUCGCUCGCGGACGGCGCCGUCGCCACGCCGACCCUGCUCCCCGUCGUCACCGAGGCGCCCCCCGACCUCCUGACCCCGCCGCACUUCGACCUGGAGACGUACCGCGGGAUGCUGCGCACGCGGCUGCUGGGGCGGCUGGUGGUGCACUGUGAGGUGGUGGGCUCCACCAUGGAGCUGCUUGAUGGUGUGAUCCCUCACCUUCCAGACGAUGUCGGCCUCAUCGCCAUCGCCACCCGGCAGACUCAGGGCAAAGGCCGGGGCGGGAACGCGUGGCUGAGCCCCGUCGGCUGCGCCAUGUUCACGCUGCCGCUGGCGGUGCGCUCCGACUCGCGCCUGGGGCAGCACCUGCCGUUCCUGCAGCACCUGGUGGCGCUGGCGGUGGUAGAGGGCGUGCGCUCGGCGCCGGGAUACGAGGACAUUGACUUGAGGGUCAAAUGGCCAAAUGACAUUUACUACGGGUCGGAGUUCAAGGUGGGUGGAGUCCUGGUCAACUCCACCCUCACUGGAGACACCUUCCAAGUGCUCAUUGGUUGCGGCGUGAACGUGAGCAACGACCGCCCCACAUGGUGCGUGAACGCCGCCGUGGCGGAAUGGAACGGAGCCAGGAGAGCGGGAGAUGCGCCGCUGGCUCCGAUGAGCACCGCCGGAUCCAUCGCGAGCACCGUCACGCAGCUGGAGCGGCUCGUCGACUCGUUCCAGGCGGGCGGCCCGGCUGCCGUCCUGCCGCUGUACUACCAGCGCUGGCUGCACAGCGGGACCCAGGUGCGACUCAACAGCGACACCGGACCAGAGGCCACGGUGCUCGGACUCGACGACUUUGGGUUCCUGCGCGUCCUCUCUCGGGACGGCACCACGCUCACCCUGCAGCCCGACGGCAACUCGUUCGACAUGACGCGCAACCUCAUCGUGUGCAAGCAGUAGGGGGCCCGCACCGCCAGAGCCGGUGGAGUCUGAACGCCGGACUCGGUAGGAAAAGCGGCAUCCGGAGGGCAGCAUCGCCGAUUCAAAGGGGAGAGUUGCCAUUACUCCGUCUAGGACACGGAUACAGGAUUCAGAAGGGUCCUGGAGUUGCUCCCACACCUUGGAGGAUAUCCCGCGUCCCUCAUCCGACGUCCCACGUCCCAGAAAGUCACUCGAUUGGCCGCGAGUCAUUUUUACUCAACUGUGUUGCCAGGAAAACCCCCAAAACGUGUCUCUCCCUAGAUCUAGCAACAAAACUUGGCGAGUGGGCAAAUCUGGCUUCUGUCGUGUUUACACUGUGGACACAUGCUGUCCCCUGCUGUUUACACGGUCGCACGCAUGCUGGAUGAGUGCCUCCUUGCACCUACUUACUGCGGUAAGUAGGUGCAAGGAGGCACUAAUCCAGCGGGUCGUGGUGGUUAUUUGACCGUCCUGCACCGUGCAGUUCGAUGAGAGAGUAGUGCAGUGCAACAGCAAUACCGUCCAUUUAAUUACCAAGCAGAGCUUCACCGGGUCUUAACUGUACAGUAUUUAGGAGGGUGCUGCUGCUGCUGAUACGUUGGGAUGUUUGGCCUUGAAUGCCGUUGGUAGCGAGAGCUUUGGCUUCGUGUGGGAGGAACGCCGGAGACAACUCGCACGCAUGAGCGCAUAGCAGAGCUCGGCACGAAUCGCUUCAACCCACGGGGUCCAAUUCACGGGCCCCAUCUGGACCCACUGCCGCCGUUCCGCCACAACGUUGGCCUCUCCGGCAGCCGCGCUCCUGUAGCGCCCAAUACCCACGGCUGGGUUCCCAUCCAGAUGACGGGGAGAUGCUAUCUCGAACGCGUUGCGAGCCGGGGCUGAAAAAGCACACGAGAUGGACAGUCGAGCCCGGGACCUCGUCACACUGGGCAGACACCGGAUCGGAGACGCCACGGUGUUGAGAUGUUAACUACCUCGCCUGGUCCCUACCAGGUCUUGGGUUCGAUUCUGACCCCGAUGCCUCGAUAUUUGGAGUGCUCGUGAUCUCCCUGUGGGGCGCGUGGGUUGUUCUCCGGGCCCCUCACUGUUUUGCCCUCCACAUUUACACACACAUGGGCUUAGAAUAUUUGGCAGCUGAUAUAAAUCCCCACGUGCGAUGGCGAUGAUUUUAGCCACUUCGACGAGCUAUUUGCGCGUAUUGGCCAGGUCGCCUCUGAAAAAUGGCCCAUCGCUCGGCGGGGCUUUGCUUGUAAGAUAAAAGGGCUGCUCGCUCGGCCCGAUUCUGAUCAAUCCCGUAGGUGCUGGCGCAUGCAGGGGUAGUUUGGUUAUACGUGGCGAGUUGGCCAGGGUUUGGCGAGCAGCUAUUAGGGGCUUUGCGAACAGCGCUUACCGCAAACAGUUCGUAUAGGCCAGGGGUCGGCAACCUACGGCUCCGGAGCCGCAUGCGGCUCUUUACGGGCUGCUUCUUGACGAUGAGUACGUAUGUACUCAGAUGCAUUGCGGCUCUUGAAAUACUGAAUUUUGUACCGAAUUGGAAGGAAAUGGCUCUUUUGUUAUUUUGGUUGCCGACCCCUGGUAUAGGCUUACAGGGGGAAAGGGGGUGAUCUUUGGGGUUUGGUGUGAGGUUGACGAGUGGGUGGCGUGAGACCAAAAUUCCCUUGCCCGUGAUGCUGUGAGAGCGUGAGACGCGUUUGGAAACAGCUUUUUGUUUUGUUUGUCAAAAGUUAGGACGGUUUAUUCCAGUUAACGCUGCUGUUGUUGUGUUGUAAUCCAGCGCUUAAACCCGUGUACAAUAAAGAGAUUAUCUGACUUUG